UGCAUGGUCGCACAAAGAGUCUAUCGACAUAACGUUGUAUCACAGAUCGGCAUAGCCACGCACAAAUUAAGAAGGGAAGGACAGCCUCGGCGAAACCGAAAUUUUUCUAACCCCAAAGCGUCUUAAAAAAACGGUAAAGACGAGAAAAUAUUGCGUCCGUAAUCGGACAUCGCUCGGGCAUACAGGGCUCCCGCGGUGACGGACGACCGGAGACAGGGAGAGAGGACGUUCAACGAAAAUGGUGGCGGUGCUGAACGGGAUAACGCCAAAGCCGGUUGUGCUCUUCCCAUCGCCACUUUCCACCGGGUGCUUAUCUGUAUCUUCUCUCUUCAGUUCCCGAAACGCCAUCAGUGGAAAUAGUCCUAAAUGGAAAAUCCUUCGCCAGGAACUCAAGUGCCAAGGCCGUUUUUCCUGCUUCUUUGCUGACGGAAACAAGCAGUUUACUUUUACAUUGCUUUUGGGUGCCUUGGGGUAGUUUGGCUAUGGCGGCUCCAACCUUUGUUGAGGCUGUUAAAGGUAGCAAAUCUUUUGACACUAAUAACUUGAUUUUCCCACAGCAGCUACAGACUUAUUUAGUUGAUGAUUGUGACAAUGAAGGUCUUCUU
Phalaenopsis equestris is the source of this 605-nucleotide messenger RNA. RefSeq lists its product as uncharacterized. The record is from RefSeq and is a predicted model, not a curated record. The transcript is spliced from 2 exons. Bases 239 to 475 code for a protein of 78 amino acids. NCBI's taxonomy places the organism in Eukaryota, Viridiplantae, Streptophyta, Magnoliopsida, Asparagales, Orchidaceae.